Molecule: messenger RNA, 3779 nt
Organism: Mizuhopecten yessoensis (Yesso scallop)
Lineage: Eukaryota; Metazoa; Mollusca; Bivalvia; Pectinida; Pectinidae
Exons: 9
Coding region: 321-2348 (675 amino acids)
Biological process (GO): proteolysis
Molecular function (GO): zinc ion binding; metalloendopeptidase activity
Source: RefSeq, a predicted model, not a curated record
GAUCGGGUUGACACUAGCGUCAGGACAAGGAACACGGAACAGAGCCACACCAGCUAUAUAUACGGCUAUAGGGAUUCACUUUGAUAUUUGGUUUAUAUCUCAGAUAAGGUAAACAACCAGUGUUGAGAUAAGUGUUACACUUUUGUAGAUAUAACAUUAAUGUGCGUGUAAUAGGUUAUAGAACUAGGCCUGGAAAUACUCGUAAAACAGGGUACAGACCAGUCGCCAGUCGUGCUCCAGUGCAGCGGUUCGCGUGUUAAACCCAUUAGUGGAAGCACUACUUACGACAUUAAAAAACUUGCCCAGCCGGCCAUUAGAAGAUGUUUGGUAAAGGCGGGAGAAACUUGCACACUUUAGUGUGGGGAUGUUUGUAUGUAACAUUUUGGAUGUCACUUCCGGUAACUACAGCACCACUGACCGUUCCGGAAGUGGACCAUAACAAACCGACAGCCAGAAUAUUCGUACAUGUCCGACAGAGGCGGUCCAAGCACUGGGAUUUCUGGCAGCUCAAUAGUAAUGUCUGUCCACCAUCUUUAUGCGUCUCGUCUGACGAAGGUGGAGAAGAUCCGCCAAAACGCCCGAGAGGUACCGGCGGGAGUGUGUUUUACAAUGGAGACAUUGUCCUGGACCCGUACUCGGAACAAAUUAUAUUCGGUUCGGGCCAAGGGCGUCGAACGAAGCGAGCCACGGUCCGGAACCGCGACAGUUUGUGGAAGGAUGGCAUUGUGUAUUUCCUGUUUGACAGUGGAAUAAACCCCCUUGCGAAGAGAGCAGCCAAGCGCGCCAUGAAACACAUCAGUCAACGCACAUGUAUUCAGUUCAAGAAAAGGACAAAAGACACCAAAGAUUACGUGCGCAUCAUAAGUGAACCUGGGUGUUGGUCCAGUGUCGGGCGUCAGGGAGGUGAACAGAAAUUAAGUCUAGGCAGGGGGUGUGAACGGGAGAUCGGAACAGCCAUUCACGAGCUGUUACACACAGUAGGCUUCUGGCACGAACAUGCUCGCCCGGACCGUGACGAGUACGUACAGAUAGUGUAUCCCAACAUUUCCCCUCGCUAUGUCCCGGAUUUCCUGGCUAUCAACGAGACGCUGUCUAAACCCCGAGGGUUUCCGUAUGACUAUAAAAGUAUCAUGCAUUACAAGGACCGCACGUUCACCCAAAAUGGCGGGAAAACAAUCAGAGUUAUUGGUAUUGGGAAGGAUAUGAAAUUGGCUAUAGGACAGAGAGAUGGAAUGAGCGAAAUCGACAUUGCUCAGCUGAGGGACAUGUACUUCUGUAACCAAAAGCAGGACAAGAAUGAAACAAUCUGCCCUGAAGGUUGGGUAAAGUUCAAGACCAGCUGUUACCUAUUUGUCCGAAAUCCCAAAAUGCAAUUCGCGGGAGCCCAGAAGCACUGUGAGAAGUACAAUGGCCACCUUGUAGCUGUGGACAAUGAGUACGAAGACAAGUUUCUUAAUAAACACAUCAAACAGAACUUCCCCAAUAUCCGGAAGUGGCGCACGGGUGGACGGCGCAUCAACGAUACAUUCUACUGGGACCAGGGAGACAUCAGUGACUUGCAGAAACUCGACUUCCGCUUAGACUGGUUCACCUUUGACCCUAGAACGUACACGUCCCUAGUUCUGAGGAUGAAUGCGAAGACAAAAGACUUGGAAUGGAAGGGAGACUGGGUUGGGUCGGCGAAACAACUGCCGAAAUAUGCCUACCCCUACAUAUGCGAGAGACCUGCAAAACGUAAAUGCAUCAAGGGAAAGCACCCUGAUGGGCGAGACUACCGUGGGACGUUGGAUCACACACGUGACGGGAUCACGUGCCAGAACUGGACUUCCCACUACCCCCACGAUCACAAACUUGUCGACUCGGACGCCGAGGAGGAGGAUAAGGACGGGAUAGGUCCCCACAACUACUGUCGGAACCCUAUGUCUCUCAGAAGGAACCGACCCUGGUGCUUCACCAACAAACUCAAGGAGACCUGGGGGUAUUGUGACGUCAGCGUAUGCGCGCAGGCAGCCAAAGUAAAUGCUGACAAUGUUGGUAAUAAUGACAAUGUAGACAGUCCGGAUAAACAAAACCCCGAUAAUAGGGAAAGUGAUAACAACAGAAGUGUAAACACAAAUGUGCAGGAGCGCCAGACUAGAGACAAAGACACUUAUGAUGUGGUGAUCAACACGGAACAACGGGAAUCGGCAAGGAAUAAACCUGACAGACACAAGCAUCGAGGUCACAGACACCCAUCCCGUUCAUCUAAAGAAAAGAUGAUGAGAGACGGAGGGGUUAAAGAUAGAAAGAAUAAGGGCAGGAGGAAUAGAAAAAGGCGUCAAAGGAGAAACCGGAACCAGAAGAGCUGAAUUUGUGACGAGUAAUACAUCGUGUCCAGUCUCUACAAUGUUGACACUGUUAUUUAUGAUAGUGACGAAACGACGUGAGAAUUAAUGACGAGCUAAAGACUUCCAGUUAAGUCUGGUGGUCUAGUGAAAUCAAGAUGAUUGGAGAGGUCGCCAGCUGAGUGUUGACUCUUUGCAUCCAACCUCGUGACUAUCCCAAUCCCAGGGGAUGAAAUGGCUUUCCAAACCACAGGGAAGGAGCAUAUUUGGUGAGGCAGUGCAAGACUCAAUGCAGCUGUUCAAUAUCACUUUCGAAAUUUCGAUAGUUUGCAAUAUCAUACGAGGACUCCUCAAUAAUCCGACCAUAUUCGUACUACACAUUAGCUCAUAGAUCUUCAGGUUCAUUAUAUUACAUAGACAGAAUGUGUUUCUUUUCGAACCAUUUGAAGAAAUAGGCAUGUGUUAAUGCUUUAAGAGCGACAAUCAAAACUCCUGUGAGAUUAUCAUGUGUUGUGAUAGAGUGUGUGUGAGUGAUGUAGGUAUAACAGAAACGUUAUAGAACAUAACAAUGUAUAUAUAUAUGCAUGUCUGUAUCACAGGAUAAUUCUCGUCUUCCAAACAGUUUUAACCGGGUUUUUGUAACUUAUUUUUAUCCGGGCGCGAAUUGUUUUACCAUAAUCAUAAGCUUCUGAAUUCCAUUAUUAAUUGUUGCUGCUAAAAUGAACGCGAGACUUAUCUAAAUUUAAUAUAUUGCUUAUAUGUUUUGUUUAACUGGGACAAUGUCACAAAUUAAAUUGAUCAUAUUGAAACCAAAAAAUGUUGUCUUAAAAAAUAUUUUAGUUGACAUUUGCUUUGAGGUUUUUAAUUGUUUUUACCUAUAAGUUGUUGCUGUGUUUGAUAUAUGGUAUGACGUUGACGAACUACGACGUCACAGUUUUGUAAUGAAUUGUUGGAGUGUAUGACGUUACAUUGUUGAAAAGAGUUGCUGUGUGUGACAUCACAUUGGUGUGUUGAAUUUUUGGUCUGUAUUACAUCACAUUGAUGUUCUGAAUAAUUGGUAUGUAUGACGUCACAUUGUCGUUAUAAUGUGUUGGUGGUAUGACAUCAUGUGUGUAUGACAUCAUGUGUGUAUGACAUCAUGUGUGUAUGACGACACAUUGUCGUUUGAAUUGUUGGUGUGCAUGACGACAAAUUGUCGUUUGAAUUGUUGGUGUGUAUGACGACACAUUGUCGUUUGAAUUGUUGGUGUAUAUUACGUCACAUUGUCGUUUGAAUUGUUGGUGUGUAUGACGAAACAUUGUCUUUUGAAUUGUUGGUGUGUAUUACGUCCCUUUGUCGUUGGAAUCGUCGGUGUGUGUGACAUCAGUGCCAUAUAUAGUAACAUUUAAACAUAAUUAUAUCAAAGAGCUUGUUAACCAAUGUUUCCCAAUCAGAACCUUUUUUUAUCUACAGACU